Messenger RNA from Rhagoletis zephyria (snowberry fruit fly), 1921 nucleotides. RefSeq names its product serine protease 3-like. Gene Ontology annotation, molecular function: serine-type endopeptidase activity. NCBI's taxonomy places the organism in Eukaryota, Metazoa, Arthropoda, Insecta, Diptera, Tephritidae. The record is from RefSeq and is a predicted model, not a curated record. Gene Ontology annotation, biological process: proteolysis.
UUUUUUUAAUCCCAGAAAAUCGUUGGCAUUGUAGGCGCUUAUCUUAAAAGUGCGUAGAUUUGAUAAUUGUCAGAUCAGUUCUUACCUAAUUUUUGGCUAUAGAGGUGUGAUGAUCCGCCAAACAUUGAGAGUAUCUGAUUGUCAUCACACCAGACUCAUCCAGUACAGCAGCACAAAAUGAAGGGUCUUAUCACUUUGGUUUUUACGAGUAUCUUAGCUGCCGUUUGGACUUACAGUGUGCCCGAGCCGCUGGCUUUUAUUGAGGAUUUGCCACCUACACCUCUGCUAUCUGGACGCAUAACAAACGGUGCUCGUGCAAAGGCUGGUCAAUUUCCAUACCAGGUUGGUUUGUCUCUGACUCGCGGCAGGAGUAGCCACUGGUGCGGUGGCUCGCUGAUUGCUCCGACGUGGAUUUUAACUGCUAGUCAUUGCACUGUCAAUGUUACCAAGGGCAGAGUAUACUUGGGCGGCAUUCAACGCACCUCUGCCAGGAUGUCUUUCAUUGUCAACUCGAGUGCGAUUUAUCAACACUCUGGAUAUGAUCAAGAUACCCUCGUUAAUGAUAUUUCCUUGAUCCGGAUUCCGACUGUGUCCUACUCUAGAGAGAUAUCAGCUAUUAAGGUGCCUUCUAACGUCUCCUCAUACUCUAACUAUACCGGCAGCUAUGCUAUAGCUUCGGGUUGGGGACGCACCAGCGACGAUUCUUCCGUCUCGUCGUAUUUAAAUUAUGCCCGUCUUGUCAUCAUACCAAAUUCGAAGUGCGCUUCCACUUUUGGCUCCAAAACUGUGUCUAAUAAAACCAUUUGUGUAUCUACACCUGGCGGCACUUCUCCUUGCAAAGGGGACUCAGGCGGUCCGUUGGUUCUGGAAUCGAGUGAUGUACUUGUUGGUAUUACUUCAUUUAUUUCGAAAAGAGGUUGUCUGCAUGGUGCUCCGACUGGAUUUGUGCGCGUCACCAGCUACUUGGACUGGAUUAGGGACAAAACUGAACCAAUAAACAUGAAGUUCUUAGUUGUCUUAGCUGUCGUUGUGGUUGUUGCCUCUGCCUCACCGGUUUACGAGGAGACGGCCUUUAUCGAGGACUUACCUCUACCUCCGGUUUUGGAAGGACGCAUUACCAAUGGUGACAACGCCUGGGAUGGUUUGCUUCCCUACCAGGCUGGUCUACUGCUGAGGAAGGACAGCGGCUCUUAUUGGUGCGGCGGUUCUUUGAUUGGUAGCAACUGGGUUGUGACCGCCGCUCACUGCACAAUCGACGCCUACGAAAUCGUUGUAUACUUCAAUCAGUAUUCCACCACCAUUCAUUCUCAGGAUAUUCAUCAGCAUCCAAAUUAUAACUCGCAAACUCUCAACAACGACAUCACCCUUCUCUGGAUCCACUCUGUUUCCUAUUCCAGCAAUAUUCAACCCAUCAGACUGCCAUCAUUCAACCAGUACAGCAGCUACGAAGGUCAGUGGGCUACAGCAUCCGGUUGGGGCAGCACCUCGGGCAACAGCCAAGAUCACUUGCAAUAUGUCAACCUCCAGAUUAUCUCCAACAAUGAAUGCGCCAGCGUCUAUGGCUCGGCCACAGUUACCGAAAAUACCAUCUGUGUUGCCACUCCUAAUGGGCGAUCAACUUGCAGUGGGGACUCCGGUGGGCCAUUGGCUGCAGACAACAAUCAAGUGUUGAUUGGUGUCACCUCAUUUGUGGCUGCUAGCGGUUGCCAAUCUGGUCUGCCAUCUGGUUUCCAACGUAUUAGCCAACAUUUGGAUUGGAUUCGUGGAGUCACCGGCAUUGCUUACUAUUAAAUAUUUUACUACGAAUACUUCUAUGUGAACAUAGUGCAAUAAAGUUUAAAUUAAAUUUUAUGAGUUUUUAGUGUGUUCGUUGAAAAGAUCGAGUGCCACUUGAAAUUAAAUAAAGUUUACUUGAUAUUUG